Aspergillus viridinutans is the source of this 318-nucleotide messenger RNA. Its product is annotated as 60S ribosomal protein eL36. The record is from RefSeq and is a predicted model, not a curated record. Gene Ontology annotation, molecular function: structural constituent of ribosome. The coding region runs from base 1 to 318 and encodes 105 amino acids. Gene Ontology annotation, biological process: cytoplasmic translation. The transcript has 3 exons. Gene Ontology annotation, cellular component: cytosolic large ribosomal subunit; ribosome. Lineage: Eukaryota; Fungi; Ascomycota; Eurotiomycetes; Eurotiales; Aspergillaceae.
AUGGCGCAGGAACGUUCCGGAAUCGUGGUCGGUCUGAACAAGGGCCACAAAACCACCCCUCUCAACACCCCCAAGACCCGGAUCAGCCGCACCAAGGGCCAGUCUUCCCGCCGCACUGCCUUCGUCCGUGACAUCGCCCGCGAGGUUGUCGGUCUUGCCCCCUAUGAGCGUCGUAUCAUCGAACUUCUGAGAAACACUCAGGACAAGAGAGCUCGUAAGCUCGCCAAGAAGAGGCUCGGUACCUUCUCCCGUGGCAAGAGAAAGGUUGAGGACAUGCAGAGAGUCAUCGCCGAGUCCAGACGUGUGGCUGGUCACUAA